Molecule: messenger RNA, 2289 nt
Organism: Torulaspora globosa
Lineage: Eukaryota; Fungi; Ascomycota; Saccharomycetes; Saccharomycetales; Saccharomycetaceae
Gene: DRS1
Product: putative ATP-dependent RNA helicase
Exons: 1
Coding region: 1-2289 (762 amino acids)
Molecular function (GO): nucleic acid binding; ATP binding; RNA helicase activity
Source: RefSeq, a predicted model, not a curated record
AUGAGUAAAAUAGACUUCCUGUCUGCAGAUUUUGUGCCUACGAUUAGUGACAGUGAAGAUGACAUACCAAACCUCGAUGAUCCUGAGGAUCAGAUAAAGCCUGUCACUGCUGGAAAGGCAGCCGGGGACGUGAAAGAUAAUGGUAGGAGCCAGAAAUCGAAGAAAAACAAGUCUCAGAGAAAGAUGCCUAACGGCGGCGAUGAGGAUAAAGAGGGCGAUAAGGAGGACUUGAAUCCAGAUUUUCACUUCAAUGUGGCAGUCGACGAUGAGGUGACCAAGUUUGACGGGUGGGAAUUCCUCGGGGACGAUAAAGAUGGAAAUUCGACCAAGAAAGAUGUUGAUUUGGAUGGCAUUAUUAGAAGGAAGGGUGGUUUGAUAAAUGCGGCUCACAUUGGCGGUGAGAGUGAGGAAGAAGAAGAGGAAGAGGAAGAAGACGAUGACGACAGCGAAAAAUCGCAAAGUGCUGAUGAGGACGACGAUGACGAGCUGGCGUUAGAUGGCUUUGGUAUGGGCAGGAAACUCGAAGAAGAUGGAUCGUCAGCAGAAGAGCAAGAAGAAUCAGUCGACAGUGAUGAGGAGGAAGCAGAGCAGGGCGCCGACGCCUCAAGCUCCCACCAGGACUUUGAUAGGGAGGAGGGGGAAGAAGAGGAGGAGGAGGAGGACUCUCCGGAAGAGAAGGCCAAAUUUUACGCACCCGAGAGUGAGAGCGCGGAAGCGACCAAACAGGUGCACGCUGAUUUCAAUAGUUUAUCCUUAUCACGUCCCGUCCUGAAAGGUCUCAGUGAUUUGGGAUACGUUAAACCAUCUCCCAUUCAGAGCGCAACCAUCCCCAUCGCUUUAUUGGGUAAGGACAUCAUUGCCGGUGCUGUUACAGGUUCCGGUAAGACUGCUGCAUUUAUGAUUCCCAUCAUAGAACGUCUGCUAUACAAGCCGGCUAAAAUUGCGUCGACGAGAGUCAUCGUGUUAACUCCGACUCGUGAAUUGGCAAUUCAAAUUUCCGAUGUUGGGAGAAAUCUUGGAAAAUAUGUAAAUGGCUUGACGUUUGGUCUAGCAGUUGGUGGUCUUAACUUAAGGCAGCAAGAGCAAUCCCUAAAGUCACGGCCCGAUAUUGUCAUAGCUACCCCAGGUAGAUUUAUUGAUCAUAUCAGGAACUCGGCAAGUUUCAACGUUGAUUCUGUGGAAAUAUUGGUUUUAGAUGAAGCCGAUAGAAUGUUGGAAGAAGGUUUCCAUGAUGAAUUAAGUGAGAUUAUGAGCCUCUUACCAAGCCAAAGGCAAACAUUACUGUUCUCAGCUACGAUGAAUUCUAGAAUCAAACAACUGGUCUCUUUGUCUUUGAAAAGACCUGUCAGGGUGAUGAUUGAUCCUCCCAAACAAGCAGCUUCAAAGCUGCUCCAGGAAUUCGUUCGUAUUAGGAAGAGAGAACAUCUGAAGCCGUCCGUGCUAUUUCACUUGAUCAAAAAACUGGAUGGAACGGGGCAAAAGAGAAUGGUCGUUUUCGUCGCAAGGAAGGAAGUGGCGCAUAGGUUGAGAAUCAUCCUAGGAUUGCUCGGUAUAGCUGUUGCAGAACUGCAUGGUUCAUUGUCUCAAGAACAACGUUUGCAAUCUGUCAACCAGUUCAAAUCUUUGGAAGUUCCCAUAUUAGUUUGUACCGAUCUUGCAUCGAGAGGUUUGGAUAUUCCGAAGAUCGAAGUCGUUAUCAACUACGAUAUGCCUAAGAAUUAUGAAAUAUAUCUGCAUAGAGUUGGUCGUACCGCAAGAGCGGGAAGAGAAGGUCGUUCUGUUUCAUUGGUGGGGGAGUCUUCACAGGACAGAAGUGUUGUCAGAAGCGCUAUUAAGAGUGUCGAGGAAAACAAGGAAGGUCAGUCAUCUGUGGUGGGGCGGAACAUUGAUUGGAAGCAAGUUGAGGAGAUCAAUAAGUUGGUGAGUUCCAUGGACAGCACAAUCGAUGAAAUCUUAGAAGAAGAGAAAGGUGAGAAGGAGAUUUUAAGAGCCGAAAUGGAACUACGUAAAGGUGAAAACCUUCUCAAACAUAAAGCAGAAAUAGAAUCGAGGCCGAAAAGAACAUGGUUCCAAAGUGAAGCAGAAAAGAAGAAUGCCAAAAUGGUUGGGGCAUUGGCCAAAAACAAGAAGACCAUUAACAGCAAGAAACGUAAGAGGCAGGAGGCCAUAGAGGAUGCUCCUCGUGCUUACAAGAAAACUCAAAAAAAUCGUAAAGAUGACCAAGAAAGAGCCUUCAAGAAGCAGAACAAAAAAACUGGUGGAAAAAACAACAAAAAGGCCAAAAAAUAG